CCAGUCUUUCGGCGAAGAAUUGCCAGCCCCAACCAAUUCAGCUACAGAGUUUCGCUUAUCCCCUCUCCAUUUUCCUCACCAAUCCCAAGCGAACCCCGACCCUUCGCUACCUUUUCCGCCCUUAUCCCUCAUUCCACACUCAGUCGUCAACACUUCACCCCAGGAGUACACAACAUCAUUGCACAUCGACGAAUCAUAACCCCUUUAAACGAAACUGAUUCUCACUUCGACAUCUGGACUCUGAAUCCGUUCGAUAAUCAGCGGACCUCUAGAGUAAAUAUCUUUAUUUAUCAAAGUGACUUAAUUAGUGCUCUACUUCCUAAGACCUGCGGACAUCCAGUAAAAAUCGUUAUCAAUGGAUCGUUCCUUGACUUAUUAUCUCCAUGUGUUUUUAGUAUUAUCAGUAAUUGGACCCCUGAUUGUCACCCUUGACUCAGAGCGUGACAGUGGUGUCUUGGUAAAUAAUGGAAGCACUCAAACGGUAAUAGAGCGAUUGCUGUCAUUCGAAGAAAAAGCCGCAUUGGAACUGAGAAUUUUGAGGCUCCUUGGACUGCCAGAAAGGCCCAAAAAUUCUGAUGAAAAACCAAUCAUGAAGAGAUCAGCGCCGGAAUUCCUUUUCAACGUAUACAAGAAUGAUGUCAAUGGUGGACACGUGAAUCACAGUGGAGAAUUUAAACUUAACGACAAAAAUUUACGAACAAUCAAUCAAAGUGACGUAAUUAUUAGUUUCAUGGCGCAACAGCCACACAAAGGACUCGGUGGAAAGCCAGAUAACGUCAAGAGAAUGUGGUUCGAUGUAUCAGCAGUGCCAGUUGAUGAUGACAUAAUGAUGUCUGCUGAGUUGAAAUUGUACAGAAACUCUGAAACAAAUACAACGAAAAAUCGAGGAGCAUUUACUAUAACAGUUUACCGGGUUCUACAUAAGAUUGAUGGUAUCAAAAAUUAUCAUUUUGUGGAUUCAGUGAAUUCUAGUGCAGGAUACACUGGCUGGAUCACACUGAAUGUCUCGGAGACCCUUCAAUUUUGGACUCAACAUCCAGAAGAAAAUCGAGGAAUUUCCAUAUCAGUUAUUUCCGCUGUAGGAAAUAAUUCUCGCAAAGUGAAACCGGAAAAUAUUGGCAUCAUCGGGUUCCAGGGAAGUGAGGAGAAGCAGCCGUUUAUGGUUGGAUUUUACAAGAAUUCCGGCAAGAGAAGCAUUCAGCUACGCAUCAAGGACAUCAUGAGCAGACAUCGACGACACACAGUCGGUGAGGCGUUAGAGAGCCUGCAAAAGUACUAUUUGAAAAUUAAUCAUGUCGAUGUAAAGGUACCUACGGAGCCAUGUGAACUUCGAACAUUGUACGUUAACUUUAAGGAUAUUCAGUGGCAUGACUGGAUCAUAGCUCCUUCAGGAUUUGAUGCUUUCUAUUGUAGUGGCGAGUGCCAAUUUCCAUUGCCAGCCAAAAUGAAUGCAACUAAUCACGCACUUAUUCAGAACUUCAUGCAUUUGAAACAGCCUGAUGAUGUUCCAAACUUAUGUUGUGCUCCUGUAAAGUAUGCUCCACUUAGUGUGAUAUAUUUUCAAGAUCAUCAUAAUGUGGUUCUCAAGAAAUAUCAGAAUAUGAUUGUUACUCAAUGCGGAUGUUUGUAGAAGAUUCAUCAGAGUUUUUUAAUCUGAUUGUUCCUCCCUGAGGUGCUUUCAUACUCAUUAAUGAAUUUUUAUUGGGAGUAACAUCGAGAUCAGGAUAGAAUAAGUACUUUUUAAAAUAUGAGCUAAUGGUUGAAGGAAAGUGUAAAUAUUUUGGGGUGAUGAUUUUUUUUUUGAAUAUCUCUCAUAGAGGGCUGAAUAAGACUGACAUUAAAUUUGAUGUACAUAGAAGUUUAUGGUAGAUGUAGCAGAGUAAUAAAAUUAUUGACGAAAUGACAUUGCUUCAUGAAUUUGAAUACUUGAAUUGACGAAAUCAUUGGAUGUGAAUAAAGACAAGAUGACGGAAAGAAA
This is a messenger RNA of Diachasmimorpha longicaudata, 1978 nucleotides long. Its product is annotated as protein 60A-like. The transcript has a single exon. Gene Ontology annotation, cellular component: extracellular region. The record is from RefSeq and is a predicted model, not a curated record. Bases 356 to 1630 code for a protein of 424 amino acids. Lineage: Eukaryota; Metazoa; Arthropoda; Insecta; Hymenoptera; Braconidae. Gene Ontology annotation, molecular function: growth factor activity; cytokine activity.